AUGAUUUGGAAAUCGGUUUCCGUUUCGCUCUUUUGCCUCCUUUUCGGCCAAUCAGUGGUCGUCUUCGCCGCGAAAGCCAAUCGGCGCCCAAUGGCGCUGCUGACCCCCAAACGCGCCACAAUCCCGCGCAUCGUCGGCGGACAUCCCAUCGCGCGCAUGGAGUUCCCGUGGAUGGCUUCCCUUCAGUACAACGGACAGCACUUCUGCGGCGCCGCUCUCAUCGCCGCCGACUGGCUGUUGACGGCCGCCCAUUGCGUGGACGCGUCGUCUCCGAAACCCUUCCAAGUCGUGGUCGGAGUCCACAGUCUGUCAGCGCGAGAGCCGACGGAACAGCGCGUCGACGUGCGCGAGGUCUUCGUUCACGAGAAGUGGAAUUCGACCGCAAUUUCCGACGAUUUGGCGCUCAUUCUUGUGGCGCGCGGAAUUCGCUUCGAGCCGUCGGGCGCGCGACCAAUCGCUCUGCCAAAGAGUCAGGAGUCCGUCAGUGCGGGCGUCGAGUGCGCGGCCACGGGUUGGGGUCUCACGAAAGCGAACGGAAAGGAAAGCCUCCGAUUUGGAACCUUCGAACCGAAAGCAAGCCUUGCUUUCUUUGGAGCCUUUUUCGCUUCCCUUUUAACUCUUUAUUCCCUUUCAGAGCAAAAAGUGUCGGAUUUGCCGCAAAAGGUAAUGUUGCCGGUGUUGGCGCGCGACCACUGCUCCCGCCUCUACGGCCAGAAGGCGCACAUUUCGGCGGCGCAGGUGUGCGCGGGCGGGCGGGAGGGGCGCGGCAUUUGCAACGGCGACUCCGGCGGCCCUUUGCAGUGCUUUCGCAACAAUGAAUGGCUUUUACUGGGUUUGGACUCUUUCACGGUGCCGUGCGCGCUCAACGGCUUCCCCUCUGUGUUCACGCGCGUCGCCCAUUAUUGGGAUUGGAUUUCUCGAGUAAUCGAAUUAAAUUCAAAUAAACAAUAA
Messenger RNA from Oppiella nova, 951 nucleotides. NCBI's taxonomy places the organism in Eukaryota, Metazoa, Arthropoda, Arachnida, Sarcoptiformes, Oppiidae. The record is from the annotation of a GenBank genome assembly.